This is a messenger RNA of Caenorhabditis angaria, 632 nucleotides long. The record is from the annotation of a GenBank genome assembly. NCBI's taxonomy places the organism in Eukaryota, Metazoa, Nematoda, Chromadorea, Rhabditida, Rhabditidae.
AUGGACGGAUUGAUGAUUGACGAAACUGUGAGACAUGGCUUGCAACAACAACAAAAACAAAGCGGAAAAGAAAUGUUGGCGAAAACACCAAGAAAAGGAUUGGGUUUGAUGAUUAAUGAGACGAAGACGGUUAGUUUUACACAUUUUCAAGGGAAUGAAUGUUUUCUGGCAGAUUUCCUCCUGUUAUUAUAUUUUAUUUUUAAAAAUUCAAUCACAAUUUCCAGCCAAAUUCCCGUGCAAUUCCAUCCUCAGCCACCCGAAAAACCAGCAGAGCUCCGACUUUCGAAGUUUUCGAAGAUACCGAAGAAGUCGCAAUCCAAGAAGAAAAAUCAGCCGAAAGAUUGUGUAGCUCUCCAAUUGAAGGAGUUUCUCGACUUCCUUCAAGGCCACAAUCACCACUUUUUGGACUUGAAGAAGGUCUGGCAGAAGAAGGCGAUGUGAUUUUGGUGGAUGAAAAUGAGGAUGAUGUUGGAGCAUUGGGAGAUUACAACAAUAUUUCAAUUGAUAUCGAAGUGGUUGAAUUGGGAAUUGAAAAAUGGGAAAAAUAUCCGCCAAUUGAUACAGUCAGUUUGAUGGAUGAUGGUUUGGAGGAUUUCAGAAAAGAUUAUGUGGUAAGCAAUAACACGUGGUAA